UAACCUCAGAUCAGCAGUUCUAUUGCCACACAAGUUACUUAUGUUAUAGGUUACGUUCAUGACCGUUUCACAUCCUGUGUGAGGACUAACAUACGCUUCUCCUGUCCUCCACUAGAGGCUGCUAUGAUGUGAAAUCAACACAGGAAGCGUUUCUGUUUCUGUGACGGGUCAGAGCAGAGGAAAGGCACUCUCUGUGGGGACUCAAAUAUUUUGGGAAGAUUAAAAAUGGUUUAAGGGGUUAUCGUGGCCUGAUCCUGCUGAAGAAUACUGCCACUGGAUCAGUGAAUUUAGACGUGUUUUGUUUUAUUUUGCCCUUCCUACCUUUGACGGAAAUGGCAGAAAUGAGGAUUACAAAGAGUAAUCCCAGGGAAGGUUUGACAGCAAUGUUUGUUUAAUUUGUCAACCCAAAAUAAUUCAUCUGUGAGGGUCCCGUGAGAUUACAAGUUUCCAUCAAAUAAUACGACAUGCAUUUUCCGGUCACACAGAUAAACAGCGUUACGUAAACUUUUACACGCCAUGCAAAGAUUCCUCUGAUAAAGCGGAAAGCAGGUGUAUUGGUGAUGCUGCUAUUUAGGGAGGUCGACUGGGCCGCCACCGCUGUCUGUCUACUGCUGGGACAAGUCAAAAGGUUGUUUCACAGCAGGUUCCACACGGACCACUGAGCUUCAUGGAUAUCACGUAAUAUCCCCAAGCAUGUGGUAACAGCUCCAUCGACAAAUUAGAAAUAAAAAAAAAUUCUUUUUCAUGUUUGGUGGUGCCAGUUAUUUGUUUGUGGCACCACGGAGGAUGUUGCGUGAAUCCGAUGGAUUACACCGUGACAUGAGGGCAGAACUCGAUAUUUAAGAAGAGAAAUUGAGUCAGUUUUAAAAAGCGCGCACAUACAAUAUUGAAAUAUUGACUGAUGAGCACAUUAUUGUCGCUGGAGGCACGGAGGCAGGUCGGUUUACACGAAAAAGAAGCGCGCUACCAGAAAAAAAGCAGCUUGUGCGUAUACUUCUCUAAUGUGGCGCGGUGUAACUACUUCUCUUUGUUCUCUUUCUACCACCCUUACCAAUAGUUCACUUUCUCAUGCGAUGGCCGUCGUUCCCUGCGCUCUCUCUUUCUCUCCGCCGCUCUCUCAACCGCCCGGCACCCCACCCCUUCUCUCUCCCUCCACAAUCUCUCUCUCUCUCACUCUCUCUGUCUCUCACUCUCAGGGGAGAUAGUGUUGUUGUUUGUUGUUUUAAGCCCGAGUUUGGUCCCACCACUCUCAGGAGAGACGAGAAGAGAGAGCAGAAGUCUGUUAUGGCCCACUGACAGGGACUACAUGGGACGUCCCACUCCAGGGAGCAUCUGAUGGGAUUGUAACACUCUUUCCAGCUCAUUUUUUCCCACUAAGGUUGACUCGGCUCAGUCUUUUGGUGCUGUAGCACAGAGGCAAACCUGUGUGCAAACGGACAUCUUUGAGGCCUGAUUUUUAAAGGCAGAAAAUACCUGGCGGCGCGCGGUCGAGGAAUUCAGCUUUGUCAGUUUGCAUUUGGAAGAAUUCGAGCUCGCCGGUUCCCAUUUAGGAGUACGGAGAGAGGGGGAAAGAGAAAAAAAAAAAUACCCAAGAGAAGCGUUUAUCUUGGCACGUCCGUGGUGAGCUGAAAGGAGAACGAGUGAGGAAUUAGUCCCAGAUGAGCACUGAGAGCUGACACCAUCCUCAAUUUCACUUAACGUGAUCGGCCUCAUAUUUCCUCUGUCAGUGAGAAUAUGCUAACUCACUCUAUGACAGGUCUUUAACAGCCAAGACUCUUUGCCUUUUUAGGCUGUUUACACCCGUACACACACACACACAGAUACACACACACACACUAAUCUGAACCUGUGUUAUUUCUAUUUUUCCACCAAAAAAAAAAAAAAAGAAAGAAAUGGACAUAUCUUCCAAACUGCCUGGACUAAAAACUGAAGCGCAAAUUGAAUUUGCAGUUUAAGGCUCUUUGGUUCAUUGAUUCUGCACUGGAAUGGAAGUGAACCACAUCUACUUAUGAAGUUUUAUCUAAUAAACACCGAAGGACGCUCAGCAGCCCCGGCUCUACUUUCGCUCUUGCUCCAGGUGCAGCUCAUGAGGCUCUUGCUUUUUGCUGUUUUGCAUCUUAAUGCUGUUUUGCAUUUGUCAUCCUUGGGUCUGGUUUUCCUGUAACAUCCCGUCGCAGGAACCUGUCUCCUGGCGCCAUAACUUACCACAGACAGCGUGCAGAAACUCGGACAGCUUCUCUUUGUGAUACGUGAGAACAUGGGGGUUUUGUCCACGGCGCAGAAGUUCACUUUCUUUCUCCUUCGCUGCCCGAAGGCACUUUUUGUUACGGUUCUCUGAACUCAGCCUCGACCGCUUUCGAAACCUGCCGAUAAGAUGAUGAACAAAGACUCCCGCUUCUCGAGGAAGACGCACGGCAACUUCUCCACCCGCAGGCACUCGUGUAUCGGUUUCGACGUGGAGAAUGGAUUGUCAGUGGGGCGCAGCUCCCUGGACCCCCAGGCCAGCCCCGGCUCUGGUCUGGUCCUACAGGCCAACUUCCCUCACAGCCAGCGGCGGGAAUCCUUCCUGUACCGCUCUGAUUCGGACUUUGACCUGUCACCCAAAGGUCCCUCCAGAAACUCCUCCACGGCCAGUGACCUGGAAGAAAGCUUGAAGCACUGGGAGGUCAACUGGUUGUCGUCUCGACACACCGAAGACAUGAUCGUCACGCCGUUUGCACAGGUGCUCGCCAGCCUGAGGACAGUCCGGAGCAACUUUGCCGUCAUAACCGGGCAGCAGGAUCGCACAGCCAGCAAGACAAGAUCCGCAGGCAGCAACCCUCCAUCCAUGUGCAAGACCAGCCUCGCAGAGGAGCCUCACCAGCAGCUGGCCAUAGAGACUCUAGAUGAGCUGGACUGGUGUCUGGAGCAGCUGGAGACGCUGAAGACCCGACACUCUGUCAGUGAGAUGGCUUCCAACAAGUUCAAGAGGAUGCUGAACCGAGAGCUCACCCAGCUGUCAGAAACCAGUCGUUCAGGGAACCAGGUGUCUGAGUUCAUCUCUAGCACCUUUCUAGAGAAGCAACAUGACAUGGACAUCAUGUCUCCCCCCACCAAGGAGAAAGACAAGAAGAAGCGGCCCAUGUCUCAGAUCAGCGGGGUGAAGAAACCCACCCACAGCCCCAGCCUCGCCCCCUCUACCAUCCCUCGAUUCGGUGUCAACGCCAGCCAGGAAGGCCUCCUAGCCAAGGAGCUUGAUGACAUAAACAGAUGGGGUAUUGACAUCUUUAAGAUCUCGGAGUACUCUGGGAAUCGUCCACUGACGGUCACCAUGUACACCAUCUUCCAGGAACGAGACCUGCUGAAGUCUUUUAAGAUUCCGGCGGACACUUUUAUUACCUUCAUGAUGACUUUGGAGGAUCAUUACCAUUCGGAUGUGGCCUAUCACAACAACAUCCAUGCUGCCGACGUGGUCCAGUCCACACAUGUGCUGCUGUCCACACCCGCACUGGAGGCUGUGUUUACUGAUCUGGAGAUCCUGGCUGCUCUGUUUGCCAGCGCCAUCCAUGAUGUGGAUCACCCUGGAGUUUCUAAUCAGUUUCUCAUCAACACCAACUCAGAGCUUGCCCUGAUGUACAAUGACUCGUCGGUGCUGGAGAAUCACCACCUGGCUGUAGGCUUUAAGCUCCUGCAGGAAGACAACUGUGACAUCUUUAAGAACCUCAGCAAAAAACAGAGACAGUCGCUGCGCAAAAUGGUCAUCGACAUGGUGCUGGCCACAGAUAUGUCUAAACAUAUGAACCUAUUAGCGGAUCUGAAAACCAUGGUGGAGACUAAGAAAGUCACCAGCCUUGGAGUCCUGCUCCUGGACAACUAUUCAGAUCGUAUUCAGGUUCUUCAGAACAUGGUUCACUGUGCGGACCUGAGCAACCCCACCAAACCUCUUGAGCUGUACCGUCAGUGGACAGACCGCAUCAUGGUGGAGUUUUUCACCCAGGGGGACAGGGAGAGGGACAAGGGCAUGGAGAUAAGCCCCAUGUGUGACAAACACAACGCCUCAAUAGAAAAGAACCAGGUGGGUUUCAUUGACUACAUUGUUCAUCCUCUGUGGGAGACGUGGGCCGACCUGGUCCAUCCUGAUGCUCAGGAGAUCCUGGACACACUGGAGGACAACAGAGAGUGGUACCAGAGCAUGAUCCCCCACAGCCCCUCACCGCACCCAGAGAUCCAGGAGGAAGGAGCCCACGCAGGGGAAGCUUCGGCACCUGGUGGGGGUGGAGGCCCCUCAUCGGCGGACAAGUUUCAGUUUGAGCUGACCUUGGAAGAAGAAGGAGAGUCUGAUACAGAGAGUCCGCUAGAGGUGGAGGAGGGCUACAGCGGCAGUAAAGGGCCUGAUCUGGCUAGAACUGAUUCGGGCACUGGAUUUGACUCAGCACGGGCAACAACUCGACGGCUUCCCAAAAUGCUCAGUAGUGACUCAAGCAGGACGUUUUAUGUAGACUCUGAUAAGGAAAUGGAAGAAGAAAGAGAAACAGACCAAGAAGAUGUCUCUGGGGUACCACGCUUCAGACUUGGCACAUAGCACCUGUCAAAAGUAUGUUUCCUUUUGGCCUUCAUUGUUUCAUUGUUCUUGAUUUCGGUGCCUGGUCCUCUGUCACUCCCCUACCCUAACUCCAAGCAAACGCCACCACCACCACCUCCGGCUUUUUGUGGACAGGGUGACAAGCGAGACUCGGGGUUGGGCGCAUGGGAGUGCGGGUGGAUGUGGAGGGUAUGAAGAAGGUUCUGCGGUUUUACACAGCAGUCACUUGCACUGGAGAGACAGAUAGACUGAGUCACUGUUCCAGGAUGGACAAGAAACCAAGUUUCUGACCCGUCCUUUGUGUUGUGUGUCUUUCAUUCAGACAAUUUGCGGAUAAAGUUCUGCAGAGACAAGAGAAGUUGCAAAAGCUUCCCUUUCUACCAGCCAGCCUAAGGUCUUCUACAACUAAGGACUAAAGUGUCUUCCUCUUUUGGAGUAUUUGUGAAGAAAGUGAGGAAGUGAUGACGAAUGGCCGCGAAAAACACAACAAAGUCUUUUAAGACAUCUUGCCAAACUUGCAAAUUACAGGGACAAUGCUAUUAUGCCUGCCUUUUUAGUUCUUUGUUUGUUUAUUCUGUUGACUUUUAUUUACAUCCAUUUACACACUAAAUGAAGAUUCAGAUCCACAGCAGACUUGAAAGCAGUGUAAGCGAAGUAAUGGCAGAGAGGAGAUAUGCAUGAUUACAUGCAGCAAACUUUACAUGUAGCAAAUAUUUUUGAGUGAAUAUGUCGUUGUAUACAGAGAGUAGCACUGCUUUCUGCUACUGUUGCACAGACCAUUUCAUUCUGUUCAACAGGCUUUUAUUUUGGAGGAAGAGUAUGAUUAUGAUGAAUGAGCUGGCCCCUCAUAUUAUGUCGAUGUUUUCAGUUGUUUCAGAUGUGUUAUUUCCACAAGCUAAGAACAUUGUCGAGCAACUCAACUGAGCCACGGUCAGUAUGGUGUUAGGCAGUGUAUGAAUUACAUCCGCAGCAAUGUGAGUUGUGCAUAUGGCGCCUCCCGGUGUCCACAAGUGGAACUGAAGUUCUGGUACUGAGGUAAAUCAUCUGCAAGAUUUUAAGUGCAUUUAAAAUCUAUUUAAUGAUCAGACUCCCCCAACACUUCAGUUGUUGCUCAUUUUUGAUUCUUUCAUUUCUCUAUUUUAUUUUUUUAAUUUUUGUAAUCACAUUUUUUUUUUCAUUCUAUAUGUUCGGCACCCAUUUUUAUCAGUUUGCCUUGAGCACUUUUUUUCAGUUUUGUUCAUAGGUAGCCCUCAUUGUGGUUUUCAAGGGCUCGAGUCAAUGCCACGAACUCACUGGAUGCUGUCGACUGAGAAACAGCAACCAGCGCGGACGUCAUGCAAAAACUAAAUGCUGCAGCACAGCUCCACUCAAAUCCACCGUCGUCACUGCACAGCAUCCACCCACUGAAAUAGUGUUUUUUAGUAUCCACUUUCAUAAAUUUACCGGAGCGAUAAGGGCAGUGUAUUAGAAGAAGAGGUGUUGCAAAACCGAUUUCCUCAUCUGCAUCGUCGUAACUGUAAAAACCCAAGAGGUUACCAAGAGACAGUUUCCUGUGCCAGAAUUUUUCCUCUCUUUCCUCUCAUUGAUCAAUAUUUUGCUCUCCACAGGGACACAGUCAAUGACAAAACAAGUGCCAAGCAAGCAUGACACAACCCGUACUGUAAUUUCCAUUUUGCCACUGGCUACUUUCCAUCAGUGACUGAUAAAGUUGGUUGAUUGUAGCGCCCUGUGUGCCAAUCUGACCUUAGUGUCUCUGUUCCUUUUUUCUAACUCCUGUUGAAACAGUAACUGAAACUGAUAUUGUCUUAAAACAGUGAUGUGUUUCGUGUUGCGUGUGAGUGAAUGACUGGGUUGACUUUUUCGAAGUAUUUGCUAAGAAAAAACAAAACACCAAAGCACUUUGUACGGUACUUUUACAGUUCUGCACUUCCAGUUCAGCUGACGAUGUUUAGUGUGACUGUUUCACUGUUUUUCCGAUGGUUGAACUGAAUUGCACGGGGCUGGACCACUACAGUUCCUAAAGUGUGUUCCUAAAGGGUGUCAGCAGGAUUGAAAUCUUUUUUAUAUAUAUAUAUAUAUAUACAUAUAUAUAUAUAUACAUAACAUGACUGUAUAAAAUGUGGUUUGUUGAAAUGCAUGACAUUGGCUUCAAGAUUCAACCAGUGUUACGAGCAUAUUGAGUAAUUACAAAACUUCACCUGUGGAGAAACGUGUUUUAACUGUUUACCGCAAAACAGAUUCAGUUUAAACGUAUGAGCUUUUUUGUUGUUGUUUGUUUCGUUGAAGCCUUAUUUUCAAACUUGGGAUGUUUUUUUUUCUGUUUGUUUGUUUUUUCUGGUCACCGACAUGCUGGAGUAAAAUGUGUGCAAUCCUUCUUGUAGCCAUAAACAGCACCAGACAGACCAACACUCAAGAUGCCUUCAACACUAAGGACUAUUUAACAACAUCUUAACCAGCACAACAUGCAAGGGUUCAGUCUCUGCAUGUCACUGACUGUUUGAUUUUGUACAUUUUCCUCACAGUACUUCGUGUACAAUUUAUUUAUUAUUUCUGUAUUAUCUGUCAGAAACGAUGAGACGAAUGAGUAGACUUUUUUUUUUUGUCUGAGGUUUAGUUCUUCUGUAGAGGUUAAAGUGUGAGGACAGAUUUCAACUAUUACUCAAUUUUUUCCUUCUCAUUUCUGUAUGUCUGCAAAUAACAUCAUACAUAAGCAAAAUACUCACUUUCAUGUUUUUCUUGGUAUAAAAAUAACUUGAUGGCAGAUUUCACCACUUAUUUCCUGUCUUCCUCUGUUUCGGCUGAUCCUGUUCAGAUGACGUAUUCAUGAAGGAUCUUGCAGUAGCUGAGGCUUUUUUGAUUCAUAGUGAAGAUUAAUAUAGUCAUCGACGGGCGUCCCAGACCAGGAUUUCUGUUUGUAGAGGUUUUACGAAUAUGGGUCAUGAACUGAGACUCAGCAGCUUUGACAAUCCAAACUCUGUGGCUCUGUUAGCCCUCUCUCCAACUAGAACUGUAUGCCUUGCCAAUAAAGGAAAAACUCUUCAUUCUUUGAA
This is a messenger RNA of Mugil cephalus (flathead mullet), 7611 nucleotides long. RefSeq names its product phosphodiesterase 4C, cAMP-specific a (gene pde4ca). The record is from RefSeq and is a predicted model, not a curated record. The transcript has 16 exons. Gene Ontology annotation, biological process: signal transduction. Gene Ontology annotation, cellular component: perinuclear region of cytoplasm; nucleus; cytosol. NCBI's taxonomy places the organism in Eukaryota, Metazoa, Chordata, Actinopteri, Mugiliformes, Mugilidae. Bases 2375 to 4561 code for a protein of 728 amino acids. Gene Ontology annotation, molecular function: 3',5'-cyclic-AMP phosphodiesterase activity.